Danio aesculapii is the source of this 2589-nucleotide messenger RNA. It is a transcript of the gene glis3, whose product is annotated as GLIS family zinc finger 3. The record is from RefSeq and is a predicted model, not a curated record. Gene Ontology annotation, molecular function: RNA polymerase II cis-regulatory region sequence-specific DNA binding; DNA-binding transcription factor activity, RNA polymerase II-specific. The transcript has 11 exons. Lineage: Eukaryota; Metazoa; Chordata; Actinopteri; Cypriniformes; Danionidae. Gene Ontology annotation, cellular component: nucleus. The coding region runs from base 27 to 2510 and encodes 827 amino acids. Gene Ontology annotation, biological process: regulation of transcription by RNA polymerase II.
UAUGAAUCUGAAGGCCAUGUUUUGUGAUGGACAGGAAUGGGAAAGGCUGUAACCUGAUGGUUUCUCCAUUUAGCAUGGCUCAGAUUUCUCCACUGAAGGUCCACACUCCUGUAUCUCUCCAUCCAGACUCAAACUCAGCUCAGAGUCUCCGCCGGCAGGUGCUCACCAAUGGGAAACUGGGCUUUCCACAACCAUCACAUGCUCUUCAUCAACAGGCUCCACAGAUUUCACUCCCAGCAUCCUCCUCUUCCAAACAGUCUGCUCGACAAUGCUGUCCGGAUAGCGGUAUGAAAGGUUACAGGAGGGUGUUUGGGUCGUGCGGCGGCUCAAACCUGCAGGUCUCCAGCAGUGCUUUUCUGGUCCAGAGUCUCAGUCCUGCUUCUGCGUCCAUCACACACUCUUCAGCACAAACCGGCCCGCAGAACACACUCACACUGCCCUUCAAUGACGCCAGGUGUUUGCUGUCCAGAGAGUCUCUGGCCUCCACCACCCUCAGUCUGGCCGAGACUCAGUCUGUGCGCAGCAGUAAACUGGACUGGCCUUACGGCUACCGGGUCCUUCCACCUCUGGGCCACCAAACCGCCAAUCAGACAUCAGAAUCCACUGUGCCUGAAUCCUCCCUGUCCGAAAGCGUCUCCAACCCUGCAUCUCUACCUCAUUACCUCUUCAAGGAAGACGGCAGCAGUCCGCGCCUCUCGGCCCGCUCAAAGAAGCGAGCGCUGUCUUUAUCCCCACUGUCGGAUGGCCUGGGUCUGGACCUGAACUCCAUCAUCCGCACCUCGCCCACGUCUCUGGUGGCCUACAUCAUCGGCUCCAGGAGCUCCCCGGCAUCCCACAACACCCCGUCCCCACUGCAGGCAGACGUCUGUGGGCAUCUGUUGGGCAUCAGAGGCAGCGGCAUCCCUCCAUCCAGCAAACACAGCAUCUCCGUCAGCGAGAGCCUCCGCAUGCAGCCGCUGGAGGACCAGUUCACCAACCUACUAGUGGAGCAGCAGAUUCUGCAAGACCCUCAAACUGCAAAGGCCAGUCUUUCCCAUACGCUUCAGUUUGAGGUGUCCAGGAUCGUCCCGUCCCCCAACCCACCCCGGGGCCCGCCACCGCCCUACAGUGCCCACCAGCACCAGCAGCAGCCACGGGUCUCGCAGCUCCAGCGGCCGGCGGGGCUUCAGCCGAUGCUGGAGGAGGAGGAGGAGGAGGAAGAGUCCUGCGGCGGGACACACUGCUGCUGCUGGCUGCACUGCGGAGCCAUCUACAGCCACCGGGAUGCGCUAGUCAAACACAUCGAGAAAAUCCACGUGGACCAGCGCAAAGGAGAGGACUUCACCUGCUUCUGGGCCGGCUGUCCGCGCAAACACAAACCCUUCAACGCACGCUACAAACUGCUGAUCCACAUGAGGGUGCACUCGGGGGAGAAGCCCAACAAGUGCUCGUUUGAGGGCUGUCAGAAGGCGUUUUCCCGCCUGGAGAACCUGAAGAUCCACCUGAGGAGCCACACAGGUGAGAAACCCUACGUGUGUCCACAUCCCGGCUGCCAGAAAGCCUUCAGCAACUCCAGCGACAGAGCCAAACACCAGCGCACGCAUGUGGACACGAAACCGUACGCGUGUCAGAUCCAGGGCUGUGGAAAACGCUACACCGACCCCAGCUCUCUGCGCAAACACAUCAAAUCUCACUCGCUGAAGGAGCAGCAGGCCCGGAAGAAGUUGAGACGCAGCUCAGAUCUCAGUCAGGACGGACUCAGCGAGUGUUUGACGGUUCAGCCACUGCAGCACAGCCUCUCCACACAGGACCUGAUUGAGAGCAAGCACCACUCACCCACAGACGACCUCUACACCGUCUUCACCCUGAACCAGCCGAGUCAAACAAACACCCUGAACAGCCCAAUGCAGAUCGCAGCCAGUCCACAGACUCAUCAAACUCAUCAUCAGACUCACCAGACUUAUCAGAUCCAGCAGAUUCCUCAGACCCAUCAGAUCCAGCAGACUCAUCAGGCUCACCAGAUCCAGCAGAUUCACCAGACUCAGACUCGUCAGACUCACCAGAAUCAUCAGAUCCAUCAUCAGACUCACCAGAAUCAGACUCAUCAGGCUCACCAGAAUCAUCAGAUCCAUCAUCAGACUCACCAGAAUCAGACUCAUCAGGCUCACCAGACUCAUCUCUCUCCGCAUGGGCCGCUGCCACCAUUACCGGGAAACAACAGGUUUCACAGCCACAAAGCUCCGGGAUACUGCAGUCAGCCCAGGACAUCUGCUCAGGACGGUUUCUCGGCUGUGUUUUCAUACGCUGACUCAGACAAACACAUCUCCUCCUGCUCCGUCAUGCAGACGCCCAUGUUUGAGGACAAUCUGAGCUCGUCGCCUCAGAUCCACACCAACAUCUCCGCGGUGCUGGACUGCCAGAGUGGCACUGAAGGCUUUAUAGGAGAGCAGGAGCCUUCAAUGUCGGAGGACAAUUAUCUUCACAUCCCGAGAUGUCUGAGCCGGAUCUCCUGCGUGUUCACUGAAGGCUGAGCGUCUCCUCCACACUCUGAAAAACAUGCUAUUACUUACAGCUUCUGUCUUGUUUAUGGUCCAAAUAUCUGACAAUUCU